UAAAUAAUUCAUUUCAUAACCCAGAAUUUUCUCUCUUUUCCCCCUAGUUUUCGAGAUUGUUCAUCAUUGAUACAGCAGAAACUUUGAAACAAAAAAAAUCCUUUUUAUUUUUAUUUUUGGAAUUUUUUAUAGAAGAAAUCGAAAUGGGAUCAUCAUCAGAGCAACAAAGUAGUGAAAACUAUGAUUUUGCGUUCAAGAUUUUAUCGAUCGGAGACUCGGGAGUGGGCAAAACUAGCUUGAUUGCUAGCUUCAUUUCAGCUUUUUCACAAUAUUCAGCUCCCACCAUUGGAGUGGAUUUUAAGAUCAAGUUCUUAACAGUUGGUGGAAAGAGAUUGAAGCUUACCAUUUGGGAUACUGCCGGCCAAGAAAGGUUCCGAACAUUAACAAGCUCUUACUAUAGAGGUGCCCAUGGGAUCAUAUUUGCUUAUGAUGUAACACGGAGAGAAACGUUCACAAAUUUGUCUGAUGUUUGGGCCAAAGAAGUGGAGCUCUAUUCUACCAAUCAAGACUGUGUCAAGAUCCUUGUUGGAAACAAAAUUGAUCGUGAAUCUGAAAGGGCUGUAAGUAAAGAAGAAGGGAUUGAACUUGCAAAAGAGCUUGGAUGUACGUUCAUUGAAUGCAGUGCUAAAACAGGACAAAACGUCCAACAAUGCUUUGAGGACCUUUCACUCAAGAUAAUGGAAGUUCCUAGUCUUUUGGAAAAAGGGUCGAUUGGUGGAAAAGGAGACAUCUUAAAGCCAAAACCAGAGAACCCGGUGGCGCCACCGCCACCUCCUGUCGGUGGCUGUUGUGUUUAGAUUGCAGCAUUAAUGCUAGUAUUUUAACCAUCUUAGGGUUUUCUUCACACACACACACACACACACACACACACACACACACACACACACACAUAUAUAUACAUGAUAUACUGGUGUUGCUUUCGAUGGAGUUCUUGUCUCCGUUAAUUGGUUUAAUUCCGAAAUUCAUCUCUUUACUUUAUGAUAAUUAAAAAGCUAGUAUUUUUACUUUAAUUUA
This is a messenger RNA of Gossypium raimondii (Peruvian cotton), 1014 nucleotides long. RefSeq names its product ras-related protein RABC2a. The record is from RefSeq and is a predicted model, not a curated record. Bases 144 to 797 code for a protein of 217 amino acids. Gene Ontology annotation, molecular function: GTPase activity; GTP binding. The transcript has 6 exons. Lineage: Eukaryota; Viridiplantae; Streptophyta; Magnoliopsida; Malvales; Malvaceae.